This is a messenger RNA of Oryzias melastigma (Indian medaka), 5094 nucleotides long. It is a transcript of the gene mark2b, whose product is annotated as MAP/microtubule affinity-regulating kinase 2b. Gene Ontology annotation, molecular function: ATP binding; protein serine/threonine kinase activity; tau-protein kinase activity. Gene Ontology annotation, biological process: intracellular signal transduction; protein phosphorylation; microtubule cytoskeleton organization. Lineage: Eukaryota; Metazoa; Chordata; Actinopteri; Beloniformes; Adrianichthyidae. Gene Ontology annotation, cellular component: cytoplasm. The record is from RefSeq and is a predicted model, not a curated record.
UCUCCCCCCUCAGUCGUGGUGCAAGCAGCCAUGUUGCCGUGAGCUUGUUCCGGUAUCAGGGCAGGAUCGUGCGCACAGACGGCAUUCGGGCACAGCUCCUCGCCUUCUUGCCUCUCCCGCCCCUGACACGCAUCUCCGAACAAGAAAAAUCAACUUCUCCAAUAAUGGAUUUUACAACUUGAUGAUUCCGUCUCCGGCUGGCUGGGAUAAGAGUCGGCGUACCGACUGGACGAGCUGGUAUAUAGCUACACUGCAGUGCAGCACUGGUGGACGACCUUAUUCCAAUCACGCAACAUAAGAAGGAACGCGCCAGCGGUUUCCGUGGAUUUGGAGUUUUUGCGGGUUGCUGUGUGGCAGUCGCCGCCGCUGCGGUCGCCGGGGAUCAGCUAACCAGUUAGCCUUGCCUUGUAAAAGGACCGCUAAAUUAGCUAGCUACAUGGGCUAAUGCCGUCAAACCAGUUAGCCAGCGCAACAAAUUAAUUUGGAGUGUCUAACCUACUAUGCUGCCACUUUCCAAAACAAAUAUCUUUAUUUUUCAAACCCAUUGCCUCGAGGAUUAACUUGGAAUAUUUAAAUCGUUUUUUCCGGACUUGGGAAGGUCGAGACGUGACCGGGAAUAACUUUGGCCUGAAAGUUUGUAGACACCGAACCUGGCUUCGAACCUAAAAGGAAACGUCUGUGGCACAGAAAGAGUCAGACUUACGGACGACGCAGUUUUAUCCUAAAAACAUAAAAUAUAUACAUAUAUAUUCCCCCAUAUAUAUAUGUAUAUUUAAAAAAAAUUGUGCCCCAGUCGGAUAGUUAGCUACCUUUAGGUUAGCGUGCUAGCCACCUAAUUGUACCUUCAACUCAACCGUUGCCCAACUUUUUUUUUCUUUUCAAGAUAGCAUAAGUGGCUAGCUGGUUCGACCGUCACAAGAAAAAGACGGCAACUCUAUAGUUCUGUCGGAUCAAUGCUUAACACAGUUUGACCGUUUUUUAAAAAGAUACCCGCUAAAGGAAAACCUUUUGAUUUUCUUGUUGUUUGUUCAGAAACAUGGGGCGAUCAGUCGCUACUAGCUAGUUCCUAGCUAGCCGGCUAACUCCUAGCCUCGGAUGAGGGACUGGACUUGUUGAUUCACGGGAUAUCUGUCAAUCCUCUGGCUGGAUAACACUGCACAUCUGUCGGACGUUUGCCUCUGUCAUCAGCUCCACGGGUGUUAGAUGAACAAGAGACACUGACCGAUCUUUAUUGCCUCGCUAUUUUUUCCCCCCAUCUUUUUUAGAACUCCCAAGUCUUGCAAACAUGUCAAGAGUUCCGCUGUUGCAAGUCAUCGAAAACUCGACUGGACAGGUGGCCGUAAAGAUCAUAGAUAAGACGCAGCUCAACUCUUCCAGUUUGCAAAAGCUCUUUCGGGAGGUGAGAAUCAUGAAAUUGUUGAAUCAUCCCAAUAUAGUCAAGCUUUUUGAGGUGAUAGAGACGGACAAGACUCUGUACCUGGUAAUGGAGUAUGCUAGUGGAGGAGAGGUCUUUGAUUACCUGGUGGCCCACGGAAGAAUGAAGGAAAAAGAAGCUCGUGCCAAAUUCAGACAGAUCGUGUCAGCUGUGCAGUAUUGCCACCAGAAGUGUAUAGUCCACCGAGACCUUAAGGCAGAGAACCUGCUGCUAGACGCGGACAUGAACAUCAAGAUCGCAGACUUUGGUUUCAGUAACGAGUUUACUCUGGGGAACAAGCUGGACACUUUCUGUGGCUCUCCACCGUACGCUGCCCCGGAGCUCUUCCAGGGCAAGAAGUACGACGGGCCCGAGGUGGACGUCUGGAGCCUGGGAGUGAUCCUCUACACGCUGGUCAGCGGCUCGCUGCCCUUUGAUGGACAAAACCUUAAGGAGCUGCGAGAGCGAGUGCUGCGCGGCAAAUACAGGAUUCCUUUCUACAUGUCCACCGACUGCGAGAACCUGCUAAAGAAAUUUCUGAUCCUGAACCCUUCCAAACGAGGCAGCCUGGAGCAGAUUAUGAGGGACCGAUGGAUGAAUGUGGGCUAUGAGGAGGAGGAACUCAAGCCCUACAUUGAACCUCAGCCAGAUUAUAAAGACCCCAGAAGGACAGACAUUAUGCUUACAAUGGGAUAUUCUCAAGAGGAGAUCAAAGACUCGCUUGUGAAUCAGAAGUACAACGAGGUGAUGGCCACGUACCUGCUUCUGGACUACAAGAACUCUGAGCUUGAAGAAGGUUGCAUCAAACCACGGCCAGGAAGUGAUGUAAGCACCAUCAACGCGUCCUCUCCGUCUCACAAGGUACAACGCAGCGUGUCUUCUAACCAGAAGCCUCAGAGCCGCAGACCCACUGAGCAGGGGUCCUCCUAUUCCAAGAGAGGAGGUCCUGGGGAUAGCCGACCUGCAGCAGAGGAUUCUGGGAAGAAAAGUUUAUCAGGCAGCUCCACGACCAAGGUGCCGGCCAGCCCUCUGGUCUCCUCAGACCGCAAGAAGAGCACCACGCCUUCCACUAAUAGCAUCCUUUCCACUGGUACCAGUCGCAGUCGGAACUCUCCGCUGACUGACAGAGCCACGCUCGGCCAGGGUAUCCAGAACGGCAAGGACAGCCUAAACACUCCGGGCUCCCGAGCCUCCACUGCCUCAGCUGCUGCCGUCCUCUCCUCCUCCUCCUCCUCGCGUCCCCGCCACUACAAGUCCUUGUCCUCCUCCAACCAUCCAUGCCCCUCUGACCUGCACGCACCACGGCCCAGUGGGGCGUCGCAGCGGGCGCCCGUCGCCUCCCCGUCUGCCCACAACAUCAGCAGCGCGGCCGUGUCGGACCGAACCAACUUCUCCAGAGGCGGGGUCCGCAGCACGUUCCACGCCGGCCAGCAGCGGGGCGCCCGGGACCAGCAGGGCUCCACCUACACCGGCGGCCCGGCCUCCCCGUCUCUGUCGCACGGUAACAGCCAGGCCCGCAGGACGCACGGCGCCACCGGGAUCUUCAGCAAGUUCACAUCCAAGUUUGUACGCAAAAAUCUCUCGUUCAGGUUUCCAAGAAGGAGUCCUUAUGAGGGAGAGGGUCGGGAUGAGGGGAGCAGGUCUGUGCUGACCAGUACUGUAAACAAGUCUGAGAAGACCUCCGCCGGCGGCUUCUCCUCCUCUUCCAACAACGAUGAGAACAACUCCUCGCCUGGAUCUGGAAACACAGGUGGUACAGGUACCCCUCCUGCCAACGCCAGCCAGAAGGACUCGGCGAAGCCGCGCUCGCUGCGCUUCACCUGGUCCAUGAAGACCACUUCGUCCAUGGAGCCCUCAGAGAUGAUGCGCGAGAUCCGCAAAGUGCUGGACUCCAACAACUGCGACUACGACGAGCGCGAGCGCUACAUGCUGCUGUGCACGUCCAGCGACCCGCACAACUUCGUGCAGUGGGAGAUGGAGGUGUGCAAGCUGCCGCGCCUCUCCCUCAACGGCGUGCGCUUCAAGCGCAUCUCGGGCUCCUCGAUUGCCUUCAAGAACAUCGCCUCAAAGAUCGCCAACGAGCUCAAACUGUGAGUGCGGCCGGCAGAGGAGAGCCGAGGGCGUGGAGAGCGAGAACGAGGGAACAAUAAAGGUGGAGGUCAGAAGGUCGACUAAAAUCAAAAUAAAACGACUCUGUUGGUGUUUAGUAGAGUUUGAAGGAGGACGAGGAAGCGUUUGUGCCCCGCACUCUGACACUCGGAGCUCUUCUGAAUCGUGAAGUACAGACCGAGGUCUUCUCUCUUCCCUUUCGGGGUUUUUUUCUGUCACCUUCUACUUAGACGUUCCACUCUGCUGCAUGCCCAACCCUUUCUGUUCUUCUUUUCAAGUCCCACUCUUAACCACUCCUGUCAUUUCCUCCUAUUUAUUCAGUUUCUCUGCACAGGUCUCUGGGAGGUGAACAUGGGGGUUUGAUGAAGUGAGCAGAUGAACUCUUGAGGGGGAAAAAAAGUGUCUUUGAAGCCUUAUUUUGCUGGUAUUUGUUAAGGAAUUCUGAUUCAAAACGGACUCCCGCUGAGCCAGGACACAUUUGGACGGAUAAAGCUCCCUCCUCAUCCUCCCCACUGCUUCCUCAGCACAAAUAAACCCAAUCUUCUCACCUCCUCACUCCUCUUUUUUUUAUUUCCUUUAAGUUGGCCGUCGAUCCUGCGCUCUUUUUUUUAUUCUUUUACCUUUAUUUUGUUUUAAGAGUUGUGCACUGGAACAAGAUAUUUGAACCCAUGGAGGGGAGGACACUUCAUGGACCAGAUUGUUGAAGAAUUUUAUGUUGCCUUUCUUUGAAGAAUUAAAAUUUGGAGUUUGUUUUUUCUUGUCAGCACAUGAAAUGAUUUAUUUGUACUGUUUUUUUUUUUUUUUGGCCUCCUGCCUUCAUAUCAACCCUCCCGCUGUACUCUUUUACACGUUCCCAAAGAGAAAACACAGAAAGGUGUUGUAACAGUGUGUGUGAGUGAAUAAUGUAAGAUCACUGGAGAAACUGACGACCAGGAUCUCUACUUUUGAUUUCAUAAUAUAUAUUUUUGCGGCUGGAGGUUUGUAUAGAAUCGGAUUUUCCGGUGGACGGUUUCAUUGCUGCCUUUUUUUUUUUUUUGGUGUAAUGCACCUUUAACGCAUUUAACUUCCACGCACAACCCUCCUCCCCUUCUUCCGAGUCGCAGGAUGGUCGGUGAUGAUUCCUCCAGCUCACUCGUCUAUUUUUUUUAUUUUAUUUUCCUGGAGGAAAAAGCCUUGUUUGGUCCAGAAACGCAACCGUUUCUCUCGGAAAGGUCCUGACGUCACGCUUUCUUUUCACGAUGACACCUUUUUCCUUUAAUUUUGGAAUCUGUCAGAAGUUGGAUCAUUGUAUUAAGGUGCUGGGUAUUGGAUUCGAUUUAUUAUUCUGGCUGUUGCUGUUAUAUUAUCUCUUUCAGGGUUGAUUUUAUUUGACAUUAUUUCGUUUUACAUUGCUGUAAUUUACAAUGAUUUUAAAUGUGUUGAGCAUACUGUAACUGUAGUGGUGGGUUUUUUGGGGGUUGGGAGGGGUGAUCAACUCCUUUAAAAAAAAAUGUAUUUGUUUCUUUUUUUUGUGCAAAAACAAAACGAUGAAAAAUUACGAUGAUAGUAAUAAAAACAAUGAUAUAAUGAUA